GAAAAGUACUGGGGAAAAUAAUAAUGAUAAUACAAACAAAGCAUAGAAAGCGCAGGUCGUCGUAGUAAACGCAACGCGGUGUGUGCGUCCAGACCUUGAAUUAUUACUCCAUUUUUUUUUUUGAUUAAUUGCACUUAACUCGGUUAGAGUUUGUGUUAUUUUUUAUUUCUGGUACGGUAAUUAGUAAAUUGACGUCCGCAAUCAAGCAAAUUAUAUUUUACGAAAACAUUUAUUGUGCAUCUGGGUCAGGAUGUCAUUAAUUCGGAUAAUCGAAUCCCGCCGUCAUGACCACACGUACUCCGUCAAAUCUGCCGGACACGACAAAGACGAAGAUAACCGACGAUUGGUGCGUCCGCUCAAACACACACACAAGUGGAGGAGGCGUGGUCGGUAGGAGAAGGAAGAACGAGUAGCGAAAAAAAAAAAAAAGAGAAGAGAGAAAAAGAACAAACGAGGAUAAUAGAGGAAGAAAAAGAGCAAAAGCCAACUUCUGGGAUUCCCUGGCGACCUGUCCAAGCAAGGUUCACAAGUUGUUUAUGUAUUGUUUCUCUUCUAUUUUAACUUUUUUUUUAUUCGUGUUAUUCGUGUGUUGUUAUUAUUCCCUGCUGCUGGCUUUUCCUCUUUCCGCUCUCAGUCGGUUCGCGCGAAUGCAGUGUUUUGCACGACAAAGUCAAGAUUGAAUGGAACGAGAGAGAACUGAGAGGACCUCCGAAGAGGGAAUCAUCGAACUCGUUUUUCAAGCAAGUUCAUGGCGCAUUCACUGAGCUCAUCGCACCCGACUCGCGUUCCUCUUAUCUAAGUCGAGUUGAGAAAUAAAACGGCAAACUAAUCUCUUUCUCUCGCUCCGUGCACGAACACGACAAUCCUGUUCCAAUUUCGCGUGCGAAUCGAAUUCAUUUCCAGCAAUACACCGACGACGACGACGACGAUGAUGACGACGACGGCUUUCGCGAUCCUUCUCAUCGCUCUGGCGAUUAUCCAAACCAAUUGUCAGGUCAUAAGCGAAUCCGACGUGGGCUUUCCUGAGCUGGAAAAAGGCGAUCAUCAUGACAAAAGCGCACGAGUCCCGCUUUACAUCCCUGGAAUGUGCCCAGAAAAUCAGCUUCUCUACCCUGGUUACCAGAACAACGAUUGGAUCUGCGACUGCCAACCAUCGCACGUGUAUUUCCCAACGGAAGAUCGUUGCUUCCCAACGUACAGGCAAGGUCCUUGCAAACAGAGCGAGUAUCUGAUAUUGAAAAAAGGUGAAUUCAAUCCUAUUUGCGUGCCGAAUCCGUGCAAGGACGACGGACUGGUGUGGUACGAAAACGCGUGCUACAAAUUGAACGAGCCCGGCAAACCCUGCAAACCGAUACUCGAAGGGGGCGGUAUCUUCGGCGUCAACUCCUCCACGCUCGAGCUCGACUGUCUGAUUGGCUCGAGCCCAUUGGCCCUCCUCCAGGUGCCCGGAAACUGCCCACCCGGAAGUCAGCGCGACAGAGCGAACCGAUGCAGACAGAAGUUUUAGAGAGAACAAAAAGCACAAAUAUUCUCAUCUCCUCAAAAACCGCAGAAACACUUAACAUUAUUUAUACGUUCUUAAAAUAAAUAUGCAUUUCUUUUUUUUUUGUAUAA
Nicrophorus vespilloides is the source of this 1614-nucleotide messenger RNA. RefSeq lists its product as uncharacterized. The transcript has 4 exons. The record is from RefSeq and is a predicted model, not a curated record. Bases 929 to 1507 code for a protein of 192 amino acids. NCBI's taxonomy places the organism in Eukaryota, Metazoa, Arthropoda, Insecta, Coleoptera, Silphidae.